This is a messenger RNA of Aspergillus tanneri, 918 nucleotides long. It is a transcript of the gene TAF9, whose product is annotated as putative transcription initiation factor TFIID, 31kD subunit. Gene Ontology annotation, cellular component: transcription factor TFIID complex; SAGA complex. Gene Ontology annotation, biological process: DNA-templated transcription initiation; RNA polymerase II preinitiation complex assembly. Lineage: Eukaryota; Fungi; Ascomycota; Eurotiomycetes; Eurotiales; Aspergillaceae. Bases 1 to 918 code for a protein of 305 amino acids. The transcript has a single exon. The record is from RefSeq and is a predicted model, not a curated record. Gene Ontology annotation, molecular function: transcription coactivator activity; RNA polymerase II general transcription initiation factor activity; protein heterodimerization activity.
AUGGCCUCACCAAACCAAUCCCAACCAGGCGGCGCACCAUCGACCCAACCUCUCACACCCCCUGCCGAACCGACCACAGCCUCCCAACAACAACAAUCCACCUCCACCGCCGCAACGGCAUCCGCCAAUGCAACAGCCACAGCCACAGCAACAGCAACAGCCGCAGCCGCAGGACCGUCAACCACCACCAGCGCCCCAAACUUCCAACCGACACAAAUCCCCUCAACAUCUCUAAAAGACAGCGGCAAGUCUCGCCGUCCGCGCGAUGUCCGACUGAUACACAUGCUUCUGGCCUCGCUGGGCGUGGCGGCGUAUCAGGAGCGAGUACCGCUACAACUCCUCGACUUCGCAUACCGAUACACGUCCAGCGUGCUGCAAGAUGCGGUCCAUCUAGCGACAGAAGGGUACGCGGGAUCGACAGAUGGGACCACGGGUCGCGGCACGGAAGUGAACAGUGUGACGUUGCAGGCGUUGCGACUGAGUAUCGCAUCUCGAUUGCACUAUCAGUUCCAGACGGGAUUGCCCAAGGAGUUUCUCAUGGAUGUGGCGGCAGAGAGGAACCGCGUGGCGCUCCCCGGGGCGACUAGGGGGUUCGAUGCGGGACAGCAGCAGAAGCCGCCCGCGAAUCAGAGUGUCCUUAUGGGUGGGAUGAGAUUGCCCCCUGAGAGGUUCUGUUUGACUGGGGUGGGGUGGAAUAUGAAGGAUGAGUGGGAGAGUGAAGGGGAGGAAGAGGGGGAGGGGGAGGGGGAGGGAGCAGCGAAGGGGGGAGAUACCAUGGGUCUUGCAGCGGGACAGGACGGAGAAGAUGAAGAUGAAGAUGAAGAUGGUGAGGAUGGAAAGAUGGAGGAUAUCUUUGGGGAAGAUACGGCCAUGGGUGAGGGAGAUGAAGACGGGGAUAAGACUAUGACGGAUGUUUGA